Molecule: messenger RNA, 808 nt
Organism: Gossypium raimondii (Peruvian cotton)
Lineage: Eukaryota; Viridiplantae; Streptophyta; Magnoliopsida; Malvales; Malvaceae
Product: chaperonin 60 subunit beta 2, chloroplastic
Exons: 2
Coding region: 297-623 (108 amino acids)
Biological process (GO): protein refolding
Cellular component (GO): chloroplast stroma; cytosolic ribosome
Molecular function (GO): ATP-dependent protein folding chaperone
Source: RefSeq, a predicted model, not a curated record
AUUUUUUUAUGGUUAUAUUUUAGCUUUAUAUUUUAAUUAUUAUUUUUGAGUUUUAGAAAAUGAAAAUAUUAGAAAAAUCCCUUCGUUUAUAUUUGAACUUUGUUAAAACUUGAAAUGCUUCAAAAAUUAUUUGUUUUACCUGUGAAUUUUACCUUCAUUUGUUUUUUUUAUUGUGUUUUAGUUGUAGAAAUUAAAAUAUUUGAAAAAAAAAAUUUUAUUCAUCAAUUUUCAUUUGAGGUAACCUUGAUUCUAAAACCAUGGUUUUGAAUAUUUUUUCAGCUUAUUAAAAGAGUAAGAUGGCAUCCACUUUCACAACCAUGUCAUCAGUUGGCUCAUUCGUUGCACCUAAUGGUCUGGUCAUGGAUAAGAAGCUUUCAUCUUCUUCCAACAGAUUACCAUCUUUAGCAUCUAUUUCUUCAUCUUCAUUUCUUAGUAGACGAAAUGUUGUUAUUAGAAGAUCUCGUCUGCCCAAGAUUUCUGCAGCAAAAGAGCUACAUUUCAAUAAGGAUGGGUCAGCCAUAAAGAAAUUACAAACUGGUGUGAACAACCUUGCUAAUUUGGUUGGAGUCACUCUUGGACCAAAAGGCAGGAAUGUCAUUCUAGAGAGCAAAUAUUAUUGCUGAAUUAGUGCCAAUAGGUUGAUAUAUCUAUUUACUUAUGUACGUUAUGCAUAUCAAAGCAUUAUCGUAUUAUUUAGUUUUUUAAAGCAUUAUUGUAUUAGUUAGUUUUUUAAAGCAUUAUUGUAUUAGUUAGUUUUUUAACAUUAACUAAUACAAUAAUUGUAAAAGAGAAUAUUUUUACAUUGUAA